Molecule: messenger RNA, 930 nt
Organism: Setaria italica (foxtail millet)
Lineage: Eukaryota; Viridiplantae; Streptophyta; Magnoliopsida; Poales; Poaceae
Product: nifU-like protein 1, chloroplastic
Exons: 4
Coding region: 1-672 (223 amino acids)
Biological process (GO): iron-sulfur cluster assembly
Cellular component (GO): chloroplast stroma; mitochondrion
Molecular function (GO): iron ion binding; iron-sulfur cluster binding
Source: RefSeq, a predicted model, not a curated record
AUGGCGACGGCGGCGGCCGCCGCCGCCGCGGGCGCGGCGCAGUUUGCGCCGUCCACUUCCUCCUCGUCCAUGGUUGGGCAUGGCGUGAGGGUCGCGUCGUGGCCGCGUGGGAGCCCUACGCCAAGAUUGGUUGCCGCCAUGUCCGCUGGCCGCCGGCGUCUGCAAGCAGUUGCUCGAUCUGUUGCCGACCUGCAUACAGUGGUACAAUUGCCACUAACCGUUGGAAAUGUCGAGUCGGUUCUGGAUAAAGUGCGCCCGUAUCUAAUAGCAGAUGGAGGCGACGUCGCCUUGCAUAAGAUUGAUGGGAGUGUGGUGAGGUUAAAGCUUCAGGGAGCAUGUGGUUCGUGUCCAAGCUCAGUGACAACAAUGAAGAUGGGCAUCGAGCGGCGCUUGAUAGAGAACAUACCAGAGAUCAGUGCAGUUGAACGUGUUUCGGAUAAGGAGAUGGGGCUUAAGCUAAAUCCAGCUAAUGUGCAGAAGGUACUAGCUGAAAUCAGACCAUACCUUGCUGGCACAGGAGGUGGCAAGCUUGAGUUCAUCAAGAUUGUUGGCCCCAUUGUUAAAGUCCGGCUCACAGGCCGCGCUGCAGGUGUGAAGACUGUUCGAGUGGCGCUAGCUCAGAAGCUCAGAGAGAAGAUCCCAUCAGUCGCAGGCAUCCGUUUAGUGUCGUAAACUUGUGAGUAUCUGUAUGCCAGCUCCUAAACGAGCACAAGUACAGCAGCUAUCAAGGAAUAUGCUGACUGAUCGUUGCUGUCGGGCAGUCAGGCAGUAGCCUCAUGAAGUAUUCCUCAUAUUGGCAGUCAGGAAGAUAAAAUGAGACUUUUGAUGCAAUGUGCUGUAUGUAUGGUACGGGUUUUCAUAGUGGAGAUGCUAAAAAGACCUGAUCUCUUCCUCUUGCAAUGAAAAUUGAACAGGUGUAUUUUGCUUGAA